This is a messenger RNA of Anopheles marshallii, 1533 nucleotides long. RefSeq names its product chromosome-associated kinesin KIF4-like. Gene Ontology annotation, molecular function: microtubule binding; microtubule motor activity; ATP binding. The record is from RefSeq and is a predicted model, not a curated record. The transcript has a single exon. NCBI's taxonomy places the organism in Eukaryota, Metazoa, Arthropoda, Insecta, Diptera, Culicidae. The coding region runs from base 1 to 1533 and encodes 510 amino acids. Gene Ontology annotation, biological process: mitotic spindle organization; microtubule-based movement.
AUGCAUUCGGGUUCCGUGCCUGAUACCGUGCAGGUUGCAGUGCGAAUCAGGCCACUGUCUACACAGGAGCUAGCUGAUGGACACCAUAACGUGAUCGUACAACCAAACCCGGCAGAGCCACGGCUGAUUGCACGAGGUGCCGAAGAGUUUAGCUUUACUGAGGUGUACGGUCCGACCGUACCACAGGCCGAAGUGUAUGAUCGAUCGGUACGGGGUGUAGUGCUGAAAUUGCUCCAAGGAUUUAACGUGUCCAUCCUGGCGUACGGACAAACAGGGUCGGGCAAAACUUACACCAUCGGAACAUCGUUCGAUGGACGGUUAACGAAUCAGAGCGGAAUAUUGCCCCGCGCGUUGCUGGAUAUCUUCGAUGCGGUGAAUGUACCUCCGGGUGGUGACGGUUCCAGCGCAAGCUAUCGUGUGUUUUGUUCCUUCAUGGAGCUGUACCAAGAGCACGUUUAUGACCUGCUAUCCCAUCGGAACCGAUACGAACGGUUGCUGGGCAUUAGGGAAGAUACCGAAGGUGUCAUCGUACCGGGACUAACGGAGCUGGCCGUCACGAGUGCGGAGGAAACGUUCCGAUGGCUAAUGCACGGAGCCAACAGCCGAGCGACCGCUCCCACUCGGAUGAACAAGGAGUCCAAUCGAAGUCACACGAUCUUUACGGUUAUUAUCCGUUCGCGGCGAAAAGCAAACACCGCGAACGCUGAGCACGUGCGUAUCUCAAAGCUACAUUUUGUCGAUCUGGCCGGAUCGGAACGGGCGAAGAAAUCACGUGCCAGCGGUGACCGGUUGCGGGAAAGUAUCCAAAUCAACAAAGGUUUGCUGGCGCUCGGGAACGUCAUAUCCGCGUUGGCAUCGUCCAGUGGAACGUCUCCGACAAAGUCGGCCCGUACCACGUUCGUAUCGUACCGUGACUCGAAGCUGACCCGCCUGCUGCAAAACUCGCUCGGCGGAAAUUCGAUCACACUUAUGCUGGCCUGUGUGUCGCCGGCGGAUUACAAUAUCGAGGAAACGAUCAGCACUUUACGGUACGCCGAUAGAGCAUUGUCCAUACGGAACAAACCGGUCCGAACACCUCCAGCACCGAUGAGCCAGUCGGGCAGCAUGGCCGAGGUAGAACGGUUGUCGAAAACGGUCUCCGAGCUGCGGACGGAAAACGAUCAACUGAGGCGUCGCAUUGCCGCGGAACUGAAGCCAGCGAUCGAGGCGGGUUUGGCUGGUGGGAAAAAUGGCACCAGUCGACAUCUAGCCGUCCAGAACCGGUUACUGCAUGGGCAGCUACAAUCAUCGAUCGAAGAGUCGACCCGCAACGAACUCCGAGCGUCGAUCGCAGAGAAUGCGCUCGGUAGGCUGGAACCGUUGGUGUUGCAGGAGUUGUGCACGGAAUAUGACGCACUUACCGGUACGGCCACGUCACCACUGUCCGCCGAUGAGCUGCGAAGCAAAUGUGAAGAAAUACUUUUGCGAUACCGCACCGAGUACGAAGCGCUCCGGCAGCGACCAACCGCACAACAUAGAACCACCUUAGACUAA